Messenger RNA from Pistacia vera, 1885 nucleotides. Its product is annotated as 3-phosphoshikimate 1-carboxyvinyltransferase 2. Gene Ontology annotation, molecular function: 3-phosphoshikimate 1-carboxyvinyltransferase activity. The transcript has 8 exons. Gene Ontology annotation, biological process: chorismate biosynthetic process; aromatic amino acid biosynthetic process. Bases 86 to 1645 code for a protein of 519 amino acids. NCBI's taxonomy places the organism in Eukaryota, Viridiplantae, Streptophyta, Magnoliopsida, Sapindales, Anacardiaceae. The record is from RefSeq and is a predicted model, not a curated record.
CAGCACACACCUAAUAAAACUACUUCGUUACAUUUCGUUUCCUCUUUUAAUUCCAGCCCAUUUCAGGAAGACAAUCUGAGGAGACAUGGCGCAAGUUAGCAAAAUUUGUAGUGGAACACAAAACGCCAUCUUUUCUUCCCCAAAUCUUUCAAAAGGCCACCAGCCAAAAUCAGUUUUCUCAGUUUCGUUUAGACCACAGAGCAAAGGCUGUUCCAAUUCUUGGGGUUUGAAACACAAUGUUAGAUUGGGUAAUCAUGCAAUUCGCACAGUUAAGGUUUCAGCUUCAGUCGGUACCGCUGAGAAGCCAUCAAGUGUAUCCGAGAUUGUGUUGCAGCCUAUCAAUGAGAUUUCGGGUACAAUCAAAUUGCCGGGUUCCAAGUCGCUCUCCAAUAGGAUUCUCCUCCUCGCCGCCCUCUCUGAGGGAACAACUGUGGUAGACAACUUGUUGGAAAGUGAUGAUAUUUUCCACAUGCUUGUUGCCUUGAAAAAACUAGGAUUGAAUGUAGAAGAGGACAGUGCAAAUAGACGAGCAAUUGUGGAAGGCUGCGGUGGUCUGUUUCCAGUUGCUAAAGAAUCGAAAGGUGAAGUUGAACUGUUCCUUGGAAAUGCGGGGACAGCAAUGCGUCCAUUGACUGCUGCAGUAACUGCUGCUGGUGGCAAUUUGAGCUACCUACUUGAUGGAGUACCUCGAAUGAGAGAGAGACCAAUUGGGGACUUGGUCGAUGCUCUUAAACAGCUCGGUGCUGAUGCUGAUUGCUUUCAUGGUACAAAUUGCCCCCCUGUCCGUAUCAGUGGAAAAGGAGGCCUCCCAGGAGGAAAGGUGAAGCUUUCCGGAAAAAUUAGUAGUCAAUACUUGACUGCUUUGCUCAUGGCAGCGCCUUUGGCCCUCGGGGAUGUGGAAGUUGAGAUAAUUGAUAAGCUUAUUUCCAUUCCUUAUGUCGAGAUGACUUUGAAAUUGAUGGAACGUUUUGGGGUCACUGUAGAGCACAGUGAUAGCUGGGACCAGUUCUUCAUCCGGGGAGGUCAAAAAUACAAGUCUCCUGGAAAUGCAUUUGUGGAAGGUGAUGCUUCAAGUGCAAGUUACUUCCUAGCUGGUGCUGCAGUCACUGGUGGGACCAUCACAGUUGAAGGUUGUGGAACAACUAGUUUGCAGGGAGAUGUGCAAUUUGCUGAGGUUCUCGGGCAAAUGGGUGCUAAAGUUUCCUGGAAGGAGAACAGUGUCACUGUCACAGGACCACCUCGAACUCCUUAUGGAAGGAAACAUUUGCGAGCUAUUGAUGUCAACAUGAACAAGAUGCCAGAUGUUGCCAUGACUCUUGCUGUAGUUGCACUGUUUGCUGAUGGUCCCACUGCCAUUAGAGAUGUGGCAAGUUGGAGAGUAAAAGAGACUGAGCGUAUGAUUGCUGUUUGCACAGAACUCAGGAAGCUGGGAGCUACAGUUGAAGAAGGACCAGACUAUUGUGUGAUCACUCCACCAGAGAAACUAAAUGUGACCGCAAUUGACACUUAUGACGAUCACCGCAUGGCCAUGGCAUUCUCUCUUGCUGCCUGUGCAGAAGUUCCAGUCACCAUCAAGGAUCCUAGUUGCACAAGGAAAACUUUCCCCGACUACUUUGAUGUCCUCCAAAGGGUUUCAAAGCAUUAAAUAGAUCCUCCAAAGGGUUACAAAGCAAUAAAUAGAUCUUCCACAUUUGUUACAAGCGAGAGAAGUGAGCGAGAAAGUCUUUGCGACCCUGUCGCAUGGGAAAGCAAUCCUCUCUUCAUUUUGCGCGUGUCUGUAAUUUGUACUGAUAUGUAUGUGCAAGUUGAACCUGUUAUUUUAUUUUUUCCAAGACUGUAAGUUAUAGUUUACGUAUUUAUAAUGACUUUGAUUGUUUGAUGCUUA